GUUUAAUUAGCCUCAUUACUUCCAAGUUCCCCCCCUCUAUAUAAACAUUAUAAAGUAUAAACCACUCUCAAAAAAACCCCUAUAGUCAUCUCCAACAAUAAAGUUUGGAAAAAUCAAUCAUUGUUCCCAUUUUCCUGACUUCAUUUUCUCUCUCUCUAUUUAUCUAUCUCUAUCUCUAUUUCUCUUGGUCUUCAAAACAAUGAGUCGUAGUGCUGCAACAAGGAUGACCAGCAGGCUGCUUCUAAGCCACCAUGGUCGUCAACGUGUCUUCUCUACAACACCAUUUGGUAAUGCCAUGAGUAGUGAAGUCUCACAUGUCUCAAGGCCUACUAGCAUUGGAUGGGUUAGAUUUCCGAUGCUAGAGGUCCGAAACUGGAGUACUAUGGCUUCAGGGGCGGUGAAAGACGAGAAACCAGGGCAACUGGCAAGCUCGGCGGCUGGCAGCGAGGAGGGUGGUAGUGAGAAGGCCAUUGUGAGCUACUGGGGUGUGGCUCCGCCUAAGAUAUCCAAGGAGGAUGGUUCACCCUGGAGGUGGAAUUGUUUUAGGCCAUGGGAGACGUACAAAGCAGACACCUCAAUCGAUAUUAAAAAACACCACAUGCCAGUUACAUUUAUGGAUAAAUUUGCUUUCUGGACUGUCCAAGCUCUUAAAUACCCUACCUACUUAUUUUUCCAGAGAAGGCAUAUGUGCCAUGCAAUGCUGCUAGAAACAGUAGCUGCAGUCCCCGGCAUGGUCGGAGGUAUGCUUCUGCACUGCAAGUCCUUACGUCGAUUUGAACACAGCGGUGGCUGGAUCAAAGCCCUGCUGGAAGAAGCAGAGAACGAGCGAAUGCACCUCAUGACCUUCAUAGAGGUAGCCAAGCCUCAAUGGUACGAGAGAGCCCUCGUAUUCGCUGUCCAAGGCGUGUUCUUCAACACUUAUUUCCUCGCCUACUUAGCCUCCCCUAAGCUCGCUCACCGGAUCACUGGGUACUUGGAAGAGGAGGCGGUAAACUCGUAUACCGAAUUUCUCAGAGAUUUGGACAAGGGAGAUUUUGAGAACAUCCCUGCACCGGCUAUCGCCAUCGACUACUGGCGUUUGCCACAGGAAUCAACUCUCCGGGAUGUUGUUGAGGUUAUCCGAGCAGACGAGGCGCAUCACCGGGACCUUAACCACUUUGCAUCGGACAUCCAAUGUCAAGGACAUGAGCUAAAGGAGUAUCCUGCUCCACUAGGAUAUCACUAAAACUCUCAUAUGCUUAAGAAAAUAACUAAUACAUUUACAUGUUUGUGACCAUAUCAGUUUGGAUUUGAUUUUAUCCUAUGUAACUUUCUUUGUUUAUUAUCCAAAUAUUGAGUUAACGUGUUGUAUCUGAUGUUCCAAAAGCAAGAAGUGAAUUUCUAUGUAACUACAAUUUUUUUUGAGAUUUUGAAAUGCGGUCUUAAUUGAGAGAUUCAAGCAUGUUCAAUUCCAGGAAAUACCCAUUUCUGGUCUUCUUUGACCAUUCCAUGCCCAUUCCUUUUUUUUUUAUUAAAAUACUUACCUUUUUUUUUUU
Molecule: messenger RNA, 1535 nt
Organism: Ilex paraguariensis (yerba mate)
Lineage: Eukaryota; Viridiplantae; Streptophyta; Magnoliopsida; Aquifoliales; Aquifoliaceae
Source: the annotation of a GenBank genome assembly